Molecule: messenger RNA, 795 nt
Organism: Dipodomys ordii (Ord's kangaroo rat)
Lineage: Eukaryota; Metazoa; Chordata; Mammalia; Rodentia; Heteromyidae
Gene: Smim23
Product: small integral membrane protein 23
Exons: 7
Coding region: 1-795 (264 amino acids)
Source: RefSeq, a predicted model, not a curated record
AUGGCCAUCCAACAGCUGGGUGGUGGGGGGCCGGAAGCUGCCCAGCUGCUGGCCCAGAGGCGGAGCGGGCCCUGUGAGGACCGGAAGCAGACGCUGCUGACGCUGCUGGUCCUGCUGCUGUACCUGGGCACAGGAAUUUCAGGAAGAAGCUGGGAGAUGUCGGAAGGGAUCCAGGAGUGCAGCUACCCGCAGAGUGCAGCGGCUUCCCAGGGGCUGGAGUACCAGAGCCUGGAGCCCUGGAACACCCCCGUCAAGGCCCUGCGGAGCUGGAUGAAGAACAGCGUGCACGCGUUCCUGGAGAAGCUGGAGGCGGACGUGCGGGAGCUGGAGCAGCUGGUGCGGGAGCUGGAGUUUUGGCUGGACGCCCUCCUGGGGGAGCCCCACGCGGAUGGCCCCUGUCUGCCGCACAGGAGCCAGGUGAACAUCAAAGACACAUUCAGGCUCCCGUGGGUCCCUGAUGUGAGGAAAGCCGGGGUCGGGUGGGGAGCGGGGCCCUGGCACGUCUCUCGGGAGACGCCGCCUGUGGCCGCGGAGAAAAACGCCGGCCGCCCCCAGGAAAGCUGUGGGAAAGGCUACGCAAAUCAGAGCAUCACAAAGCAGCGAGAGACACAGAUAUUUGCUGCUGCCAUUGACAGUGUUACUAUACGCACAUUGAAAACUCUGGAAGGGCCACGUGCCGGUGUGGCUGAGAUCUGGAGGAUUGAUGUUGCAGCCCAUGAGACCAGUGGAGUUGUUAUGUCCGUGCCAAUUACUAAAGUGCUGAACCCCCUGGAAAAUCAUGAGGACACAAAUUAA